Molecule: messenger RNA, 7805 nt
Organism: Doryrhamphus excisus (bluestripe pipefish)
Lineage: Eukaryota; Metazoa; Chordata; Actinopteri; Syngnathiformes; Syngnathidae
Product: zinc finger protein 516-like
Biological process (GO): regulation of DNA-templated transcription
Cellular component (GO): nucleus
Molecular function (GO): DNA-binding transcription factor activity, RNA polymerase II-specific; RNA polymerase II cis-regulatory region sequence-specific DNA binding
Source: RefSeq, a predicted model, not a curated record
GACAAGAGAGACACACGGAGAGUGGAGUGAGAGAAGAACCUGUACUCUUCCACAGCAUAAGGAGACAUGAAUCCAAAACACAUAUUAAUCGUUCUGCUCAAUUUUUGCAAAGUGGGCUGCCAAUAGCCUCACCCGGAGCCACAUAAUAACCACUCUUUAUCUUCGCUGGAUUUGGACUCUUUACAUCGUUUUUUUGGAAAGGUGCACCGGUCUUUUUUUCGUGUGCGUGUGUGUUGGAGCUCAACGGUAUUUUAACUGGUGGAUGAUAGAGAUGGCCCUAAAGCUGCUGAUACGUGUAAAAUGUGAAGAUGGAAGAGAGAGGCCAGUCAUAUGAAUGAAGAAAGGAAGUGUGGAAUAAUAGUCUUUCCUGAAACGCUACCUGGAGAGAUUACGAUCUUAAAAUGUCUCCUUCUUCAGAGAUAAUCGGACAUCAGAAACAGCUUUGAAUAUCUAAUGCAUUUAGUUUUCUUACUAAUCCAUACGUACUUUUCAUGGUAUUAUGGUACUUAUAGUACAUAGCAUCACACAUGCUGACAUUGAUAGAUGAAGAUGGCUAGAUGGCAUUGUUUUUUGUAGCAGUGCUAAAGGAGACUGAAAGCAGAUGACAUUUUAAUGAAUACAAAGGCCUUCUCGGCAUGCUUGGAUGUGCACGUGCAGAUAGCAGUGGUUUGACAUUUUAGUUCAAAGUCCAGGUGUGCUGGAUAGUUUAAAUCCCACGAUGAAUCCUAAUGCGGAGGUGAUGGAAAUCCAAACAAGAAGUCAAAAGGAAAAGUUGACUCCAGUCAAAGCCAAUUCCAAACACGAUGUGGAGAGCGAGGAUGACAAAAUCCCAGGGUCUUACGACUGCAACGUUUGCGGACGGAGCUUCCCUUUCAUGAGCUCUCUGUCACAGCAUAUGAGACGCCAUACUGGCGCACGCCCUUAUAAAUGCCCCUACUGUGACCACAGGGCCUCUCAGAAAGGAAACCUCAAAGUUCACAUACGCAGCCACAAACUGGGCACGCUCUCCAGCCACCACUCCAACAAUGAACAAGAGGGAGGAGCAGAGGAGGAAGAGAUGAGUGUUUCAGAGGGUCUUGAUGGAGGCACAAGUCCAACCAAGAGCAGCUCUGCUUGUAACCGCAUGAUGAGUGGAGAUGGUGCGGAAGAUAGUCGCAGGAAAGUACCUGUGAGGAGCUUGAAAAGAGAGAAACCUGUAAGUGACCAGCGGCCUUACUGUUGCCGACUUUGCGGCUAUGAGGCCCAGCGGGAGGACCAGCUCCUGAGCCACAUCGAGAAGGUCCACAUCACUGUUGACAAAGAUGAGCAGAUAAGUGUUAAGGAAGAAGUCGUAGCUGAACCGGAUGUCCCGCAGCCUCAGUGUGAUGGGACUUUUCCUUGUGAAACCUGCGGCCAGGUCUUCACGCAAGCCUGGUUCUUGAAGUCACACAUGAAGAAACACGCAGGAAUCCUGGACCAUUGCUGUCGUAUAUGUGGAAGACGAUUCCGUGAAGCUUGGUUUCUUAAAUCCCACAUGAAAACACACAACACACGAUCACGCUCACGAGUAAAAUCGGAUUCCGCUGAGCAUCCGGCCACCAUAAAUGAUGUAGCACAGGAUCCUGAAAUUGUCAGCUCUGUUGCAUCUGUCUAUCAAAUGUGCUCGAAAUGUGGGAACUUGUUUGAUAGCCGAGAGAGCUUGAGGGCCCAUGAUAAAGUCCACAGUCUCAGUCAUGGAAAGAAAUCUCAGAGCCGAUCACCACCCAUUGAUGAUGAGGACUCACCAGCUGUGAAAAAACGUUUGCUCGACUACUUAGGCCUUCAGCCAUUUGCGGAAAAGGCUGAUGAUGAUGUCAAUAAUAGGAUACCGGGUCAAAGAAUCCCUGAGCUUGAUCCAGUUUGCAGCUACCAAGCCUGGCAGUUAGCUACUAAAGGUAAAGUCGUGGAACCAGUAGAGUGCAACAAGGCUUUCGGUGAUGGAGGAAGUAUCGGAGAUGAAGAUCUCGCCACAGCUGCUGCAGUGUUUGAUGAGAGCAGCAGCUAUGUCCUUCAAAGUCAAGAAAAACGCAGCUCAGUUCGCCGGAGCAGCUCCGGUUUGGGAAACCCGGUUUCAUCCGGAGACCAGACACCAGAGAGCCUCAGUGAUUCUGAGUACCGACCUUCAUCUCGCCAGGAACGAAGACGGCCAUCGCAGUCUCAAACUCCCUCCAAAUCCAACGAGUGCUUUGAAUGCGGGAAGAUGUUCCGCAGUCGCCACCAGGUGAUUGUCCACCAGCGCGUCCAUAGAAAGGACGGAGGCAGGACGUCCGUCGAAGGCAAGGAAAGAACUGAGAAUAAAGACCAGUGGGCCUCAACCAGUGACCCAGAAUCUGGCUCCCCUGGCCGACCCUUGACCCCGGGUUACGGUGACUCUCCACCAGCCUCCACUCUCAGAGACCAUGCAUCCGAGAUGGGAACUGCUAACUCGGGGGAGCUUGCAGAUGAGAAGCCUUACAUCUGCAGCUUGUGUGACUUUGUUACCACUGAGUCCCAAACCUACUUGGCUCACGUCCGUGUCCAACAUCCAGCUUCCUCCGCAGAAAACACAAGCCCCGUUUCCAGAGUCACCCCCGAUGGUUAUCCCAAGUUGAAGAAAGCCCUUUUGCAGGGGCUGACAAAUGCUGAAUCCCCUCCAGCUCACCCUUCCACUUGCUCCUCUCCACUUGAUCCUGUCUUGACCCCUGUGGAUUUAUGUGUCAGAGCUGGGGGUCACAGAGGCAGAGCCCCCGUAACCGAAGACAAGAAAUUCCUUCCAAACCACAAGUGUUCCUUCUGCUCCCAUUCCACGCUCUAUCCUGAGGUUCUGUGGAUGCACCAGACGAUUGCUCACCGCAUGACAAGUAGUAGCUCCAAUCUGGCACCAAAAUGGGCGCUGAAAAACAACAACAAGGGGCCCAGAGACAGCUCGUUAUCCUCAAGGAGGCGCACUGGCCCCCCACCAGUCUUGGGGGGUAAGGAAUGUCCACCGCUGCCAACACUUGUACGUGCCCAACGUACACGGCCCCCGAUGCAGGCUAGCGAGGUACGGAAAAAAAACAAGGCAGGUGAUCAUGCAGGUACAACACCUCCAUCAUCAAUUACCCCCUCGCCGACGCUGUCGAGAGCCUCAACAUCCGCCUCGAAAUCUCACUGUGGGAGAGUCCCUCAGAAUCAGCCUCCUCGCUUCAGACACAAAAUGACUAGUUCCGCCAGAGGAAGCUCACAGUCAUCCUCCAGCUCUGUUGAGAAGAGCCCCAGCACCAGUUCACAUUCCCCGGCCCCAUGCGCCAAUUCCUCUACAUCUUCCAGAAGGCCAGACCAUUACGUGAUGCCACAGGAGGGACUGGGAUUCAUGCUGUCUAGCAAGUAUAGCGGUCAAGCAGAGUACAACCGAGCUGCAGGGUUCUCUCAUCAGCCACUUACUAACUACCACAACGAGCAACGCAUGAAUGCUACGAGGCCGAGUGCCAUCAUCCAUAGCUCCACAAUGGGACAGAGCUACGGAGCAUCGCAGGCACAUGGCAGCAUGCUGCACACUUAUUCAGGUUCGUCUUCCUUCCCCGCAAAACCGAAUGGAAAUAUGAAGCAGGAGACUCCAGAAACGCCAAACGACAUCCUCGGCUUCUUAAAAAACUACAGUCCGCAUGAUCUGGCUGCGCUUUACCACCGCUGGGGUGCCUCGAAUGGACUUUUGGAUCCUAAUGGGAUGCUGAGGUCUCUCAUGCAACAGGGACAACAUUUCUGCCACGAGUGCGGGAAGAGUUUCAGUCAGCCCAGCCACCUGCGUACUCAUAUGAGGUCCCAUACAGGGGAGAGGCCUUUCUGCUGCCAGCUCUGCCCAUACAGAGCCUCUCAGAAAGGGAACCUGAAGACACACGUCCAAAGUGUCCACCACAUGCCUUUCGACAACAGCCAGUACCCAGACUCAAGGAUCUCGUUACCAAGCUCUGAGGAGCGAGGAGCUGUCAGACCACCACCGACACCACAAGAACAUCUUAGGUCCUGUCAUGGACCUGGGUCUGACUCCAGACCAGUCAGGGACUGAAACACCUGAGGACUUGAUGAACUUUACAGCUUGUAGGUGACAAUGUGAAACAUUUUCUCCAUCCUUGAACAUCCUUUAAUGAGAGUUUUGUAUAUUUUUUGUAGUUUGAGGGAGAUGUUUUAUAAUCCAAACAUGGAAAAUAUUCCUCUACAAUACAAUCGGUACAGUACAGUCCUGGACACAUACAGUAUGAGAAUGUAUCUCAAUGUGCAGUAAAAUGAAGAGUUUGUCAGCUCGAAAAGUAUUGCAGGACUCCGAAACUUGAUGCUCCGAUUCUCAAAAAUGAAGAUUGUGUUUAAUUUAUAUGUUGCCCUUGACCAAUCCUAUACUGUCCUACAAUGGAGAGUCCUACCGCAACGACUAAGGCGGCAUCAAACAUGCUUAAAAAUGACUGGUGAUUAUUUGAUUAUCAAUAUAGAGGCCGAUAAAUGUUCUGUGGAUUGUAUAAUUGAUUAAUCGACUAAUCAUAGCAGCUAUAAAGAGUUUGUCUUCAGGCCUGGAAGCCAUUAAAAUGCCUCUGUGUGUGUGUGUGUGUGUGUGUGUGUCAGCAUACACAAAUGCGUUAAAGUCACUUGGCUCCACUCUUUAAGUGCGGUCUUAGGAGUGACCACUCUGAGGGGGAAUGAUUAGAGGCAGGGAGGUGAGAUUAGUGGGAGAGAGAAAGAUGUGUCUGCACUAAUGCUCAUUAAAAAGAGUUGCGUUUUAAUAGCCAUUAUAAAUGAGUGUACCAUUUUUAUGGUCAUACAAUUAUUGUCAAUUGAAGAGGAAGGGGGCUGAGUGCCGGCAGUUUCCAUCUAUAUAACUCCUUUAUAUUACUGAGCCUUUCUCAUACUGACACUUUGACUUUGAUUUACGCUGCAAACUUGCAGUUGGAGAAGCAUGAAGUCUCAGAUAGGAAUUGCACAAAUUACAGUCCAGCUUGUGCACUUUUGGUGGCAAAUAGAAUCCUGUUAAUGCUUGCCAGUGUGAUUGCUCUCUGCUAAGUGACACUAAGAUGUCAAAAGCGGAGAGAUGGGCUAUAGUCAGCAUCAUUAGGGAUUUUAGACAUGUUUUUUUUUUUUUUUACUGGAAAGAAAUGUACUUCUUUAUCACAUAGAGUUACUGCAUCCCCUUUAAAAUGACGAUAUUCACCAGGUACAUUGUGGUUUCACGAUUAUUCCUAGUAUUUUGACGGUACACACAGAGAAGAAAGGGCAUUCGGCAUAAAACUAAGACAAAAAAAUCUCAAAGUGAUGUUUUCUUGAUUACGGUCUUAAUAUGGUCAACUACCAUGACCGCUGCACAGUAGCAAUACAGUUGAUCAAUAUCCAAAAUAAUCAUUCAUUCAUUUUCUACCGCAGCCUAUCCGGAGUCUAACCUGGACUGGUGGCCAGCCAAUCACAGGGCACAUAUAGUCAAACAACCAUUCACACUCACAUUCAUACCUAUGGACAAUUUGGAGUCGCUAAUUAACUUAGCAUGUUUUUGGAGUACCCAGAAAAAAACCCACGCAUGCACGGGGAGAACAUGCAAACUCCACACAGAGAUGGCCGAGAGUGGGAUUGAACUCGGGUCUCCUGUGAGGUCUGCGCACUAACCACUCAUCCGCCGUGCAGCCCUCCAGAAUAAUAUGUUUAUUAUUAUUAUUAUUGAAUGAUUUGUAGUUUAGGAUUAUAAGAGUUCAAAAGAAAGCACCAUAUUUUCUGGACUAUAAGUCGCUCCGGAGUAUAAGUCGCACAAGGCCAAAAAUGCAUAAUUAGGUAUAAAAAAACAUACAUAAGUCACACUGGAGUAUAAAUCGCAUUUUUUGCGGGUAAUUUAUUUUACAAACUUGACCAAAACAGACAUCAUGUCCUCUUGGAAGGCAAGUUCUAACAAUAAUAAAAUAAUAGAGAACAGGCUGAAUAGGUGUAAGAUAUGCUAACACAAUGCUUAUUCAGCUACACAAAAAUAAACAUGAACACAAAAGGUGUCCAGUGUUUAUGUAACAUAAACACUUUUUUUCAUUUAUAAGUCGCUCUGGAGUAUAAGUCGCAGGAACAGCCAACCUAUGAAAAAAAGUGUGACUUAUAGUCCGGAAAAUAGAGUAAUCAGCGGUCAAAAGUUAUGGUAUAGUAUUGUAUGCCUUCUUGGCCCCGUAGCGGGACAUUAAACCAGGGUCUCAGGACGAUACACAAGUCUUUUGAUACCCAUUCUGUGUUUCAGCCAUGCCACUAAAUAAUGACAUAAACCCCUUUGAGCCGUAACAUAUACAUGUGCAUGUGAUUGUUUCCAACCUAAAAAUACUUACUAACAUAAAUAUUAACAUCCACGCUCUGCAGCCCCUCCUUAUACAAACUGUAGUAAACGACAUCCUUUUCAAUGGGGGUUAAAAUGAAUUCUUUUGUGUCUUCUACUUGGGUUUGUGUUCUCAGCAACACCUGAACCGAGUAAACCAUGCCUCAACACUUCGAGUGGAAGGAGAGCAUCACACUUGUCAGGGAUAUACAGGAAGUGGCGGGUUCAUUUUUUGCACGCAUGGACGAUUCAAAGCAGUUAACAGAGAAUUAGACUAUAAGUCAAUUUUGGAACCUCAGUCGUUUUGAAUGAGCGACGGAUGUAACGGAUGUAACGGAUGUAACGGCCGCUGGUUGUUGACAUAUGCAUACAAUAUGGUGUGCUUGGAUAUGCCUAAUGAUACACAAAUGUGUGUCUUGAAGUUGGUGAAAAUACUUGAAAAAAAUGGAUAUUCUAGCCUUGUAGUGUAGUGUAGUACUAAUUCAUACGUUGUACAGAAUUCCCUUUAAGAUGACGCUCCUCGGUUAGGAAUUUGUACUCCGAAGUGUGACUUAGAAAAAGUGAGCAACAGCCGCGGAGUGAGUGUAAUAUAAACUAUGUAUGCGUAAUCCACUCGUACCAAACCAUUUAUAUACAGCGGUAGAAACCAAAUGGCAUUACUAGUGCACUUAGACUAGAUUCCUGCUUUAAACUUUCUGCUCAAUUCUAGCCAAGGUUACGUUGAGAAUGUUUUUUUUUUUUUUUUAACGUUGCCAGCUAAUACAAUUCAAUGUCAGUUUGGCUUUAGAGGCUUUUUGCAUAGAUUUUAAUGACGGAUAGUUUUUUUGUACUGCUUUUUAGUUUCCUCGGGGAAAGUUUGACAAGUUGAGGUGCAGCACUGCUUAUUUUUCAUGAAGAUGUAAGAGCUUGUUUUUAGUCUUUCUCUUUGCUAAAUUGUAGGAUUUUUGUCAUUAACUCGCCGUGUCUGGCCUCCCACUGGGACUGUUUCCUUUUUUUUCUUAUGUCGGGGGUUUAUCACUUAUUUUAAGUUGUAUUUUUUUUGUGUGUGUGUGAGCUUUUUAUUUGUGAUGAACUUGAUGAUUAAUGUACCUUAGAAGACCUUAUUAUUCCAAGUGUAUUGGUUGAAAUCUGUAUUUAUUAUCACUUCAAAAAGGACACAAGGACAGAGGCAGGACAGGUGCAUUUGGUAAUUUUGAUUUUCUGGGUCAUUAUUUUUAUUUUUACUGUGUCGUUUCAAGCCAGCAAGCUGAUGUGAAAGCUCUACCUCGUCUGAGCCAUUCUCAGUUCUGUUAUACUUUUGUAAAUCAUGUCAUGUCCACAAUAAAGACACACAAAAUGGAAAGUUUUGGCACCGUGUCUUCUGGUUGUCCUUGCUUGUUUUAUUUGUGCCUCCGCCACUGUCACUGAACACAUCCGCACUUAGAAUAAACAGGUUUCUGAUUUUUUGUUCUCCCCCCCCCACCCUUUCUCACCUACCUGGUGUGAACUUUACCGAGAACCCUGCAGA